Aegilops tauschii subsp. strangulata is the source of this 1989-nucleotide messenger RNA. Its product is annotated as ACT domain-containing protein ACR2. The record is from RefSeq and is a predicted model, not a curated record. NCBI's taxonomy places the organism in Eukaryota, Viridiplantae, Streptophyta, Magnoliopsida, Poales, Poaceae.
CUGGAGAGCACCGAGCACCGCUCGUCACACGUGUCGCCGGCGGCAGAAGCCGCGCGGAUCUGGCGUGAGCCGCUGCGGCCAAGCCCAACCCGCAUACUCCCUUGUUGUUCGUCUCGCCGCAUAAACUCGCCCUCACCCGCCGCCGCCGGUCUCCCCCUUCUCCCGGUUUCAGCCGAGCCUCACGUUUUCCCGCACGGAUCAAACACGCAGAAAACCUAGCAUCCCUGCUUGCUAAUCCAGGAAGGCUGGGCGGAAACCACGCCCCCUUCUUGUUCGUCUUCUUCCCCCACUGCGUCUCGCCGCGGAAGUUUCAGUGAACUCAGCUAUACAGUACGUACAUGAGGAGAAUGGAUGUUUGCUGUGCCUACUUCGACCCGGAUUAUGAGAACCUCAACGAGAGGAUUUAUGGGACAAGGGUUAAUGUGGACAACGAGUCAUGUGGUAAAUGUACUAUUGUUAACGUAAACAGUCGAAAUGACCAUGACCUCCUACUUGAAGUGCUCCAAGUUUUGAUUGGCCUCGAGCUGUCGAUCGCAAAAUGUUACAUAUCAUCUGACGGCGGAUGGUUUAUGGACGUUUUCCAUGUGAGAGAUCAGGAAGGAAACAAGGUUUACAGCAAGAAGGCCAUAAACUAUAUAGAGCAGGCAAUAUGUACUAGAGAUUCUCCGAGGUUCACAGUGACGAGAUCGAAUGAGCUUGCGUCCAGACCUGAUGUUGCCGCGCACUAUACAGGAAUUGAGAUGAUUGGCCACAACCGGCCUGGAAUUUUCUCCGAGAUAUCUGCUGUUCUUGCUGAGCAGGGGUGUAAUGUUAUGGAAGCGCAUGCUUGGAGCCAUAAGGACAGCUUAGCCUGUGUUGCAUUUGUGUCUGAUGAAUCAACAUCAUCCCCCAUCAAUGAUCCGAACCGCUUAGCCUCUAUUCAGGACCAUCUUGGUACUGUUCUUGGACCUGACACAAUGGAUGAAGAUGGGCGUAGUGCAAGAGCUCAUAUGCUUGGGGCUGAUGGCCUGACAAGUCAUCCUGAUCGUCGGUUGCACCAGCUAAUGUUUUCUAGUAAAGAUUUUGAUGGACAUCCAGGAAAGGCAUGUACUGCCUUCCCAAUGCUUAGUUUGGAUGGUUACAAAAAGGGCAGGAGGACAGUGGUCUCUGUUGAUCGGUGCAAUGAGAAAGGAUACUCAGUUGUAAAUGUGGAAUGUGUCGACCGGCCAAAGCUGAUGUUUGACACUGUGUGCACGCUUACGGACAUGCAGUUCAAUGUCUUCCAUGCCUCAGUUUCCUCCCGUGGGCCUUUUGCCUGUCAGGAAUACUACAUCAGGCACAGGGAUGGACAUAUUCUAGACACUGCAGAUGAAAGAUGCCUGGUUGUGAAAGGUGUGAAAGCUGCAGUCGAGCGUCGAACUUGUGAGGGUGUGAAGCUGGAGCUAUGCACGGAGAACAACGCUGGUCUCCUCUCUUACAUCACUAGGGUCCUCCGGGAGAACGGGUUAACCGUUAGACAGGCUGACAUCGCGAUGGAAGGCAACAAGAUGAAGAACACGUUCUACGUGCAAGGCAUCUCAGACAACAAGAUAGACAUGGAUGUCGUCGAGUCUGUCAGGAGGGAGCUAGAUCCCCUGCCCUUCCAGGUGAAGGAUGAUGCGCUUCUGUCCCCGGGGCAGCUGGAAGGCGAACCAGCGGCUGAGAGAAACGUCUUCUGCAUCCUUGGCCUGCUGAGGUCGAAGAUAGAGAGCCUGUCAUGGUUUCAUCUCCUCCGGGAUGACACAUCAUUUUGGUACUUGAAGAGUUGGAAUAUCAAUUCGGAUCAAUGGGAAGACAUGCGUUGAUUGGCCGAUACGGUCGUUGGUACAAGCUUCAACAUGUGCACUGCUCUUUUGUAUGUUGCUGGUGUUCUAGUAUCAUGGUAUGGGUUAAGCUUUUCGUAUAUAACUCGGCAUAUUUCGUAAGAGAAACCAGGAACUUAUCUUCUAUAUCAAUCCUUUGCAAUCAAAA